AUGGCCCCCGAGAUGGACCAGUUCUACAGGUCCACCAUGGCUAUCUACAAGAGCAUCACGGACCAGUUUAACCCUGCCCUGGAGAACCUGGUGUACCUCGGGAACAACUACCUGCGGGCCUUCCAUGCUCUGUCCCAGGCGGCUGAGGUGUACUUCAGCGCCAUCCAGAAGAUCGGGGAGCAGGCCCUGCAGAGCUCUACCUCGCAGAUUCUGGGGGAGAUCCUGGUGCAGAUGUCGGACACGCAGCGGCACUUGAACUCCGACCUGGAGGUGGUGGUGCAGACAUUCCACGGAGAUCUGCUACAGCACAUGGAGAAGAAUACCAAGCUGGACAUGCAGUUCAUCAAAGACAGCCGCCAGCACUACGAGAGGGAGUAUCACCACCGAGCCACCAACCUGGAGAAGUGCAUGUCUGAGCUGUGGCGCAUGGAACGCAAGAGGGACAAGAAUGUGCGGGAGAUGAAGGAGAGUGUGAACCGGCUACACGCACAGAUGCAGGCCUUCGUGUCUGAGAGUCAGCGGGCAGCUGAACUGGAAGAGAAGCGGCGCUAUCGUUUCCUGGCCGAGAAGCACCUGCUGCUUUCCAACACCUUCUUGCAGUUUUUUGGCCGGGCCCGGGGCGUGCUCCAGAACCGCGUUCUGCUGUGGAAGGAGCAGUCGGAGGCCAGUCGCAGCCCGUCGCGCGCCCACUCCCCGGGCCUGCUGGGCCCUGUACUGGGGCCGCCCUACCCCUCGGGCCGCCUGACGCCCACCCGCCUGGACAUGCCCCCGAGGCCCCUGGCGGAGUUCAGCUCCCCUCGCAGCCGGCACGGCUCCGGCUCCUACGGCCCCGAGCCCGUCGAGGCGAGGUCCGCGUCGCAGCUGGAGCCCGAUCGCCGGUCGCUGCCCCGGACGCCGUCCGCCUCUUCGCUCUACGCCAGCGGCAACCAGCGCUCCCGCUCCAACUCCUUUGGCGAGCGCCCGGGCGGCGGGGGCGGGGGCGGGGGCGCCCGGAGGGUCCGCGCCCUUGUCUCGCACUCGGAGGGCGCCAACCACACGCUGCUGCGCUUCUCUGCUGGAGACGUCGUGGAGGUGCUUGUGCCAGAGGCCCAGAACGGCUGGCUCUACGGCAAGCUGGAGGGCUCUUCCGCGAGCGGCUGGUUCCCCGAGGCCUAUGUGAAGCCCCUGGAGGAGGUGCCCGUGAGCCCCAUUAACCCCUUGAACCCGGUGACCUCCAUGAACCCGAUGAGCCCUAUGAAUGAGCUUCCUUCCAGAUCCUACCCGCUCCGGGGCAGCCACAGCCUUGAUGACCUCCUGGACCGGCCGGGCAACUCUACAGCCCCCUCGGAGUACUGGGACGGCCAGUCCCGCUCCCGGACCCCAACCCGCAUCCCCAGCCGCGCCCCCAGCCCUGCACCCACACCCCUGCCUGACAGCCGCCGGAGCAGCAUGGGCAGCCCGGGGGUAGCCAGUGAUGUCAAGAAACUUAUGUCCUGGGAGCAGCACCCUCCAGAGCUCUUCCCUCGGGGCACGAACCCCUUCGCCACCGUAAAGCUGCGUCCCACGGUCACCAACGACCGCUCGGCACCCCUCAUCCGCUGAGACGCCUUCCUCUGGCAGGAGGCUGAGGU
Neogale vison (American mink) is the source of this 1610-nucleotide messenger RNA. It is a transcript of the gene BAIAP2L2, whose product is annotated as BAR/IMD domain containing adaptor protein 2 like 2. Gene Ontology annotation, molecular function: protein binding. Gene Ontology annotation, biological process: plasma membrane organization; actin filament bundle assembly; positive regulation of actin filament polymerization. The transcript has 14 exons. The record is from RefSeq and is a predicted model, not a curated record. Gene Ontology annotation, cellular component: nucleoplasm; cytosol. The coding region runs from base 1 to 1581 and encodes 526 amino acids. Lineage: Eukaryota; Metazoa; Chordata; Mammalia; Carnivora; Mustelidae.